GGGAAAUCCCGCCAAAAUGAAUGAAAAGGAGGAAGGGUCAACGGAAUUUUAGUUUUAAAAGAUUUUCGACGCGAGUAGAUCAAUUCGUACCGUUUUUCCGUUGUGGGUUUACUAUUUUUAUUAAUUGUAUAAAUUGAAAAUGUCAGUGAGAAGGAAGUGUCGCGUUCGCGAGUGUAUUGAAGAGUCGGAAAGAUUGUUUUCGUUUCCCAAAAACGAGGAGGACCUCCAAAAGUGGGUGGAAAACCGCCCACAAUGCAUUCGUUUGCAUUAUACACUUCGAGCGAAGUGCAGUGGGCGUGAGAAAAUUGAAGGCACAUGCUGUGCCCACCCUCAACCUUGGUUACGACGAAGCACCUAGGCAUUUGUGGACGGGUCCACUGCCCCGAAGAAGAUGCUGCAUUAGCAGCUGCGUUUCAAGGCAGGCGACGCUGUUUGAAUAUUCCAUUUUAGAAGAAGAAAGAUUAGGAUUAGGGACACAAAAUAACGACGUAGGCUCUGCAUUAGACAGCCGCGAAGGAUUUGCUCGAUCCGCACGGUUUUAUCAAAGUAAUGCGCUCAAACUUAAUAAAAAGAUCGAAGAGUUAGAGGGGGUUAUAAAAUAGUUAGAAACAGUGUAUAAAGAACUUAAAGAUCGUGCAAUAGUUGCGGAUGAAACUUCAAGCUCUGAUGCUGUAACAUUCGCUAGGAUGAUCGUCACAAAACGCACUUUCUUUAGUGACAAUGAAAAGACAUUGGCACAAAAUAUUAACUAUAUGUCCACCAAAUCUUACAGUUUCAUGCGUGACGAUUUAGGUUUCGCUUUACCAAGCAAGAGCUCUCUUUUGAGAUGGCGCCCCAUUAGGUAUGUUGUCCCUGGCGUCGAUGCCAAUGUCUUGGGAAAUUUAGGCAAAAUUGCCAAAAAUAUGUCCGUUCUAGAACGUAAUUGCGUUCUCUUAUUUGAUGAAAUGAUCAUAAAGUCCGAUCUAACUUAUAAUCGAGUUAGAGUUAUCAUUGAUGGGUUUGUAGAUUACGGGGAAGGCCAUCGCGAAAUAAAAAUAGGUAGUAAAUGUGGUUUUUUUUAUGGUAAAAGGGUUGAGUUCAAGUUGGAAAUAUGUGUUUUCUUACUAUAUUUCCAAAGGUGGACUUCUAAGUCAAAAUUUAUUUGAAAUUUUGAAUAAAAAUAUCGCAGCACUGAAGUCGAUUGGCCUUAGCGUAAAGGCUUUAGUCUGCGAUCAGGGGGGACCAAACUCUUCAAUUUUCAAUUUAAUGCAAAUUACUGAAGAAAAGCCCUUUUAUAUGCACGAAGGUUCUAAAGUGUAUUGCUUAUAUGAUUAUUGCCACCUAUUUAAGUCUGUCCGCAAUACGUUAAUGAAAUAUGAUAUUUCAAGUCCCGAUGGAAUAGUCAGUUUCAAUAUUAUUAAAAAACUAUACUCUAUCGAUCAGAGCAAUACACAUUUUAAGAUUUGUCCAAAACUAACAGAGUCCCACAUAUAUCCCAGCGCCUUUGAAAAAAUGUCUGUAAAACGUGCAACUCAAGUUCUGAGUAAUUCGGUCGCGGCUGGCAUAGAAAUGGCCUAUAGCCAAAAUCUAUUCGGCUCUGACGAAUAUUUAAAAAAAUGUGUCAAGCCUACGCAGUUAUUUGUGAAGAGAAUGAACGAUCUCUUCGAUGAUUUAGACUGCAAAAAUUUUGCAUCAAAAAAUCCAUUAAAAUAUCCGCUUUUAAGAAAUGAUUCCGGGAAGGUCCAACGCCUCUAUGAUCAUAUACAGUUUUUAAAGUCAAUGAAAUUUCCUAAUAGUAAUCGCGUCAAAUGUAUUGACGGUUUUGUUAAAACUAUUAGGGCUAUGAUAAUGUUGUCCAAUGAGCUAUUUAGGGAUCAAAAGGAAUUAAAAUAUAUAUUCCUUGGGAAAUUGAAUCAGGAUGCGUUGGAAAAUUUUUUUUAUAGAGUCCGAGCCAGUCUGGGUAUGAAUACCCAUCCCACUGCCCAUGAAAUUCAAUAUAUAGUAGGACGAUUAAUAUCGAUGAAAAUUUUAAGGCAGAACUUCGAAAAUAAGGGGGCUAAUUGUGAGGAUGAUGACGAUGUAAAUUUAGAUUGGAACCUAGGCCCCGAAGAUCGUCAUUUAGAUAAGCAGGAAAGCGAUCAGGAAUAUGAGCAACUCGGUUUGGAAAAUUUUGUUAUUCCAGACGAAAAUUUCGUUGAAGAGGACGACGAAGCUGACGUCCAAGUCAAGCGGUAUUACACUGGCUAUGGUAUUUACCAGAAAAUUUUGUGUAAAAUUCAUUGCGAUAAAUGUACUGAGGCAAUGACAAAGACACAGAGCGAUUUAACGCUCUAUUCGGAGGCCCUAAUCAGAGCAAAAAACUAUAAGGAUGACGGCGAUUUAAGGCUAGUCAAUCCUAGUGAUAGGGUCUUCGAAGUGUGUCGACUGCAAAUGAUGUGGUACGUCAAGCUCUUCAACGAAUAUGCUCAUUAUUCUAAUGUUCGUUGUCUGAUGUUGUCUGCUAUACAACAAAGAACCGAAAAGGUUUUUCCUGAAUGGUUUAAUAAGUCCGAUGGGUGUUAUACUCAUAAAACCAAACUUUUAGAAUAUUUAGUGACCGUUCUUCUGUUUAAAAAUUCAAAAUGGUUGGUGAAAGAAGAAAUAAAUAGGGAACGACAUCGGAAGUGCGAUGAUAAAAUAAAAAAACUUAAGUAAGUUGCAAGUCAGGGCCUAUUCAUUAACGAACAUCCUACUUUCGGGUGAGUAAUGAAUUAACCAAAUGAAAAGAAUAUUUACGUUUUUUCAAUGUUUUGCUAUUUAUUCUAUUUACAGGUUCUUUUUUUAUUUUCAGCUCCUUUAUAUUUUCAGCUUUUCUUCUAAUUUCAGUUUUAUUUUAUAUUUCCAGGUUUUUUUUCAUUUUUCUUUUUUAUUACUGUUGCAACUGAGCCUAGCUUUUUUAAACAUUAAUAUUGCACUUAAUCAAGAUGGAUUAAAUUGUGUUUAAAAAAGCAGGUGAAAUUAAUUGACUUAAUUUAAUUAUUAAGUCGUGUGAGAAAUUUCCAUUUUAAAUGGAAAAUUUCGUAA
Messenger RNA from Bactrocera oleae (olive fruit fly), 3042 nucleotides. The record is from RefSeq and is a predicted model, not a curated record. Lineage: Eukaryota; Metazoa; Arthropoda; Insecta; Diptera; Tephritidae.